AGAGAUAAAAAAGAAAUGCUCUGAAGAAAGUUUGGGUGCAGCAGGGAUCACAGCGGAGGCCUGAGGUGUAGCCGCUGGGCUCAACAGAGUAAUGGCUGUUCAGACUGCAAUCAUGAACCCUCAGUUCAUGAAUUUCUGCUUCCCGGGUUCGGUGAUGGAGUAUGACGUGGAGAAAAGUCUGGACGGAAAUCUCCUUGGAGAGGCAGAAAAUGAUGAGGACUACAAAGAGACCACCAGGGACCUGCUGAGCUUCAUAGACUCAGCCUCCAGCAACAUCAAGCUGGCUCUGGACAAGCCGGUGAAAUCUAAGAGGAAAGUCAACCACCGGAAGUAUCUCCAGAAGCAGAUUAAAAGGUGCACCGGCAUUAUAACACCAGGGAACGUAGCAGAGGCUCCAGUUAAAAGACAGGGUUCCCCCUUGGCUCAGCCCAGCCCUUUGCAGAGCAAAACGCUGCCUAAGAGGGACGGGGUCCAGGCCAACUUACAGAGCAAGAGCUUGGCAGCCCUCUUCAGCCCUGUGAAGGAUGUAAGGGGGGAGAAAGCCAAGAAACCACCCCUGAGGCAUCGCAAUCUGCCCCCCUCUUUCUUCACCGAGCCUGCCAACUGUUCCAAAGUCAGCUCCACAUCUGGGAUGACGCUUAAGGACUUGGAGCGAGGAAAUCCUGAGGCUGCAGAGUUCUUUGAGCUCCUGGGGCCUGAUUACAGCAACAUGGUCAGUGACCAGGACCUUUAUCAAAGCAUGCCUCAGCGGGCGCAGCCAGAGAUGGGAGGCCCUGAUCCCGCCGCCGCUGCUGCUGCCUAUGAUGCUCAUCAUUUGGUCGGUGGCCUCCUCUACUCUGAGCCCUGGACUAGCUGCUCAGGACCCUCUAAGAAAGUCGGAGGCAGUCUGCGUUCAGGCCCGACCCAGCCCCCCGUCUACUGCCCCUCUGAGGCUGCUGGAGCCGUAGAGGACAACGCACUGUGCACUUUGGCCUUCCCCAACUUCUUCACAGACUGCUCCAUACCUCAGGUCUCUUAUGAUUUAAGCGGCGGUUACAACAGAGCAAAUUAUUCAUCUCUAUGAGAAACUCUUGUGUAGUUUGGAGUCCCGAAGGAGGAAGUUUAACACUAGAGUCUGAGAGUUUGAUAUUCCUGUGUCUUUGUGUGUAAAUGGAUUGAAACAGUUUGUCUCUUUUUCAUUCAAAGGAAAUGUCCAAAGCUUUUUUAGUUAGCUGGAUACUUCAACCUGUAACAUCCCAGAUUCAUCUACUUCUCUGUUUAACACCUGGUAUGAUCAUGUUUAUCUCUUCAUUCACACCUGAUUUUGGUCGUCUGCUCUUUAGGAUGUGUUCACACAGACAUUUCAAUCCAUCACUUUCUUUUAAAAACACUCACACAAGUUGCAGACAUAAUUUUCUGACUGCUACUAAACAUCUUUUUGUUUUUUGUUUUUGCUAUAGAAUAAUAUCAUAGUGCUAUUUGUCACAUCUGACAAUAUAUGCUGCAACAACAAUCUCUGGGUGAGGCACUUUUUUUUGUAGUCCUGUGCAGAGACAUCACAGGGAAACUAUUUUGCUGAAAUAAUGAUCUCAAAAAUGUGAGAUGCCAUGUUUGUUUCACCGCAUUUUACAGCUCAAAAUGGGUUUUCAGCUGUCAGAGUUUUAUCUCUUGUAUCCAUUUUGUUGGAAAAGCCUUUAAUGUAUCUAUUGUAAGAGGAAAAAUAAAGCUGGCCUUUAUUAUUACUGUGCA
Messenger RNA from Xyrichtys novacula (pearly razorfish), 1728 nucleotides. The record is from the annotation of a GenBank genome assembly. NCBI's taxonomy places the organism in Eukaryota, Metazoa, Chordata, Actinopteri, Labriformes, Labridae.